Oryzias latipes (Japanese medaka) is the source of this 1708-nucleotide messenger RNA. RefSeq lists its product as uncharacterized. Lineage: Eukaryota; Metazoa; Chordata; Actinopteri; Beloniformes; Adrianichthyidae. The record is from RefSeq and is a predicted model, not a curated record.
ACAUUUGGCUAUAGGUGGGGAUUAUAUUUUGCUUUUAUGGUUUAAUUAUUUUAGAUCUUAAAAUAACUCAUAAUGUUGAGCUCUGCCUCUUUAUUUAAGUUAAUUUGUUGUGUAAUUUAUGCAUUUUUAAAUCAACCCUUGGGUUUCUUCCCUCUCUCUGUUCUUUGUUUUUUUAAUAUUGAAAAAUAUUUAAGGUUUGUCAAAACAUUUUAGAACAACAUCGAAACAUUUAAAAUAGCUGGAACCUCUUUCUCCAAAGACUGGAACGAUGUCGACUCUACUUCGAGAAAUAGGAAGCUACGACGCACGCGCAGCUUCUAAACUGAAAAAGGCAGGUUUCCAAACUGACUCAGAGAUCCAGAAUCUGACUCUGGCAGACCUGCAUGACCUUUUUCCUGGACUAAAGAAGCUAAAGCGGAGAAACACAAUCUUUAAAAUAAUUCAUAAACAGAAGCAAAUUGAUCCGUUCCUGGAAAAACUUGGAGAUGUUUCCCAACGAGACUCUCUCAGAGAUUUUGUGAUAAAAGAGUGCUUUAACAGGAUAAAGAACACAAAAGAACAGCUGGAUGACAAACAGACUGUCCUUAAACGUCUCAAUGAUUUUCCAAAGGACAUCAGCAAAAGUCUGGAUUCUGAAAAAGAGGUGGAUUUCCAGACUGUCCCUGUGGUCCAGAUUCUGUAUCCAGAAGACCUGCGAGAACUGUUUCCUGGACCAGAAUAUCUAAAGCUGAGAAGGACCAUCUUUCAAAUAAUUCAUAAUCAGACGCCAGCACAUCUGCUCCUGGAAGAACUUAAAGGUUUUACCCAACAAAACUCUUUUUACGAUACUGCUGUAGCUGAAAGGAUAAAGGACACAAAACAGCUGUUGGAUGAGAUGCAGAUUAUCCUUGAAGCUCAUAAUAAUAAGCAAAAGGAUAGAAGCAAAAGUCUGCAUUCUGGAAAAGAUUCUUCAUCAGACACCAAUGCUCCCCUGAAAACCAAUGAGAAGCUAAAGAAAAGUGACUCAAAAAAUAAGAGAGAAGUGAGGUUCAAGGUGGAGGUCAGCGGUGAAACCUUUGGUGCUGAUCAACAACUUUUGGAUGAAAUAAAGACUCCAGACUUGAAAUGGAUAGAGAGGGGAGAACACGACAUCACCAUCGUUUUCUGUCCUGUUACGUCUCGAGUAGGAACAGAUGCUGAAGCAGCCAUGAGGAAAGUUCCAGAUGGUGAUCCUGUCAUUUUGGUCUUGAUGCAUUACUCCCAAGAGCCCAAACAUGUUUCCUCUUCAAAAGUCUUAUCUAGUUACCCUAAUGUUCUCCUGGAGGUCAAUAUUUUCUACCAUGACAAAAAGAAGGGUUUAUUGAAGUGCAAACAAUAUGAAAAUGCUGUCACUGCGUUGAAGGAAGAACUAAAGAAGUACAGCAGACAACAGCGUUCUGGGUUUAACCAUAGAAAUCACAGCAACAGUGGUCCUUCUCUUAGUAAAGUCUGACAGGUUGCUAACGUCUGUUAGGCUUUUAAUUGUUGUAACAAGAUAAAGUUAUGCCAAAUCAGUUUAAUUAAAUGUUUUUAACUACUCAGAAAGCUUUCAUAUUAAAAUGUUGUAUGUUUCCACAUUUACAUUUUAUGAACAAAUAAUGAAGUAUCUUAUUGUAUGCUGCAGAGAAGUUAAAGCUCAUUUAAACAAGAAUGUUGUGUGGGAAAACAAUAAAGGUCCUUCCUACAUUCA